Molecule: messenger RNA, 2002 nt
Organism: Sinocyclocheilus rhinocerous
Lineage: Eukaryota; Metazoa; Chordata; Actinopteri; Cypriniformes; Cyprinidae
Product: adhesion G protein-coupled receptor E1-like
Exons: 15
Molecular function (GO): calcium ion binding
Source: RefSeq, a predicted model, not a curated record
AUGAAUACUGUGUGUGGGUUAAAUGGAACAGAAUAUGAGUGCAAGUGUGAGGAGAAUCAUGUUUGGCCCAAUGACACCUGCAGGGCCUAUCAGGUGUGUGAUGGUAUUGUGGGAGGCACUUGUGGAUGUAUUCAAGCUCUCCCUUCAGAGGGUCCGCUUUGCCAGAGAGACAUCAAUGAAUGUGAAGAUGCAGUGUCAGUGUGUGGUCAAUACUCAGAUUGUAUUAACAUCAUUGGGAGUCACAUGUGUUCAUGCUGGAGUGGAUUUAAUACCUCCAAUAAAGACAGUCCUGUGAGCAGUGACAACUCAUGUCAUGAUAUAAAUGAAUGUUUGUUCAGUCCAUCUGUAUGUGGUCCAGAUUCUAACUGCACAAAUGGAUUGGGAAGUUACAAUUGCUCAUGUCUGGAUGGAUUCACUGAAACAGUUUCAAGCCUUACUAUCGGCAUCAAUAACACAUGUAGAGAUGUGGAUGAAUGUGCUGAGAUAUCAGACGUCUGUGGCCCAAACUCAAUCUGCAACAACACUGUUGGGAGUCACAAUUGCUCGUGCAUGAGUGGAUAUAAUUUAACAGACCCAAACCUCCAUAUUAACAGCAAUAACACAUGCAAAGAUGUGGAUGAAUGUGUUGAGAUAUCAGACAUCUGUGGUCCAAACUCAAUCUGCAACAACACUGUUGGGAGUUACAAUUGCUCGUGCAUGAGUGGAUAUAAUGUAACAGACCCAAACCUCCCUAUAAACAGCAAUAACACAUGCAAAGAUGUAGAUGAAUGUCUGUUCAGUCCAUCUGUAUGUGGUCCAGAUUCCAACUGCACAAAUGAAAUUGGAAGUUACAAUUGCUCAUGUCUGGAUGGAUUCACUGCAACAAACUCAAGUCUCCCCAUCAGCAUCAAUAACACAUGUACAGAUAUAGAUGAAUGUCUGUUCAGCCCAUCUGUAUGUGGUUCAGAUUCCAACUGCACAAAUGAAAUUGGAAGUUAUAAUUGCUCAUGUCUGGAUGGAUUCACUGCAACAAACUCAAGUCUCCCCAUCAGCAUCAAUAACACAUGUAGAGAUGUGGAUGAAUGUGUUGAGAUAUCAGAUAUCUGUGGUCCAAACUCAAUCUGCAACAACACUGUUGGGAGUCACAAUUGCUCGUGCAUGAGUGGAUAUAAUGUAACAGACACAAACCUCCCUAUAAACAGCAAUAACACAUGCAAAGAUAUAAAUGAAUGUCUGUUCAGUCCAUCUGUAUGUGGUCCAGAUGCCAACUGCACAAAUGAAAUUGGAAGUUACAAUUGCUCAUGUCUGGAUGGAUUCACUGCAACAAACUCAAGUCUCACCAUCAGCAUCAAUAACACAUGUACAGAUAUAAAUGAAUGUCUGUUCAGUCCAUCUGUAUGUGGUCCAGAUUCCAACUGCACAAAUGAAAUGGGAAGUUACAAUUGCUCAUGUCUGGAUGGAUUCACUGCAACAAACUCAAGUCUCACCAUCAGCAUCAAUAACACAUGCAGAGAUGUGAAUGAAUGUGUUGAGAUAUCAGACGUCUGUGGUCCAAACUCAAUCUGCAACAACACUGUUGGGAGCCACAAUUGCUCGUGCAUGCGUGGAUAUAAUGUAACAGACCCAAACUUCCCUAUAAACAGCAAUAACACAUGCAAAGAUAUUCAUGAAUGUCUUGAUUCAGUAUCAGUGUGUGGACUAAACUCUCACUGUUACAAUUACAACGGAAGCUUCUCAUGCUUUUGUUGGGAAGGAUAUAAUGUAUCAGAUGUAAAUAAAGAUAUUUCCAAUAGUAAUCCAUGCAUCGAUAUAGAUGAAUGUCUGUUCAGUCCAUCUGUAUGUGGUCCAGAUGCCAACUGCACAAAUGAAAUUGGAAGUUACAAUUGCUCAUGUCUGGAUGGAUUCACUGCAACAAACUCAAGUCUCACCAUCAGCAUCAAUAACACAUGUACAGAUAUAAAUGAAUGUCUGUUCAGUCCAUCUGUAUGUGGUCCAGAUUCUAACUGCACAAAUGAAAUAGGAA